CGAAGUGGAUAGUUGUGUUUUAUUUUGAAUUAAAUUCCGUAACUUCCGAAAUGACAUGAGUUGAGUUAAAAGUUAACAAUUAAUGUGUUGUUGCCGUAUCAUGUAAAUAUUGAACAUCUCUGUGUUACUAGUGACAUUAUUUUUUGUGACUUUCUAUUAAAUAAUUAAUCCAUGAUGGAUGGAAACUCGAAAUAUUACGAGGGUUGCGGGCAGGAAGGGCCGAUCCGUUGUAUAUUUUUAUGUGAGUUUCAUCAUACUGCUGGACCCAGAAUAACUUGCCAAGUGCCGGAAAAUUAUAUUUCAAAAGACAUUUUUGACACAGUCAGUCAUUAUAUUAUACCAAAAGUGCAAUUACAAAGAUGUACAUUGACCGUGACUCUGCUCGGCUCAAAAAUAUUAGGUUUUCCUGUGAGGAUAGAUAACAAAAAGUAUGCCCGGAAUGCAUAUUACUUUAACCUGUGUUUCGUAUGUGAUGCUUGGGCUAGGACUGUUCACUUAGAACCAUUAGUGAAAAAACUCACAGAAUAUCUUUUGUCAAUGGAGUUAGAGACGGAGUGGUUAUCGAAACAGUCCAUGUCUGGUGACGCGAAGGCACUCAAUAGUCUGAUGCAGCAGGUGAUGCAGGACAUCAACAGCAGGAGAAUGUGCACGUUGACAGUGGGUACAACCACGACUCACUUGACGGUCGUGCGGGUGAACAGCGACCCAACACCCGUCAAAGAUCACCAGGUGCCCGUGUUCCUCUACAGCCGGCAGUCCUUUGUCGCUGAUCAGUGGGAUCUCACCACUAACCAGAUCUUGCCGUAUAUUGACGGCUUCAACCACGUGGCCAAGAUCGCUUCGCUGACCGACGUGGAGAUUAGCCUCGUGCGAGCCUGCGUCCAAAACCUGGUGUACUACGGCGUCGUCACGUUAGUGCCUAUCUUUCAAUAUUGUGCGGUAUACAGUGCAACGCCUAAACUCAGACAGCUAACACGGUGCGUGGGGUUGCAACGACAAUGUGUUGAAUUCUGUGCACGAUCACCUCGGCAGCUACCAAAAGUGAGUGAUUUGUUCCGCAUGUACGCGGGCAUGUCUUACGGCAGUACAGUCCGCGACCUUUGCCGACGGAUGCGUCCCCAGGAGCUCGCUAUUAACGAGAGGAAACUUGUGCUCUUUGGUGUACUCGAGGGGCUUAUACGUAGGGUAUAUAAGUUUCCAGUGACUCUCCACAACGACAACGCAUCUUUACGCAGCGAACACAGCCAAUGCAUCGCGCGCACCUACAAUGGUUUGGUCUGCCUCGAUGAACUCUGCUGCCAGGGAGGCCUGACCGCCUCACAGCUGGAGGAACAGCUGGAGAGAGACAGCGACGUCAUCUUCAUCGUCAAGUGACAUCCACUCGAGUCGCGAACCUCCUGCGUCCCAGCUGGAGUAUUCCAUCUUUAAUAUUAUAUUAAUUAAUAAUAAUAUUGUCAUCAUAAAUGGACUGUCACUGUUAUUAUUGGAUAAUUUUAUGCGUUGAUAUAAUUUAUAGUUCAUAAUCAAAGUACUGAAUAAUUAUAACAUUUUCUGAACUAACUAAAAUUAUAAAUAAUGCAAUAUAAUUAUUUUGUUGGUCAAA
This is a messenger RNA of Vanessa atalanta (red admiral), 1603 nucleotides long. RefSeq names its product GATOR complex protein NPRL2-like. The coding region runs from base 172 to 1374 and encodes 400 amino acids. Gene Ontology annotation, cellular component: GATOR1 complex; vacuolar membrane. Lineage: Eukaryota; Metazoa; Arthropoda; Insecta; Lepidoptera; Nymphalidae. The record is from RefSeq and is a predicted model, not a curated record. Gene Ontology annotation, biological process: cellular response to amino acid starvation; negative regulation of TORC1 signaling; positive regulation of autophagy. Gene Ontology annotation, molecular function: GTPase activator activity. The transcript is spliced from 8 exons.